Molecule: messenger RNA, 1445 nt
Organism: Manis javanica (Malayan pangolin)
Lineage: Eukaryota; Metazoa; Chordata; Mammalia; Pholidota; Manidae
Gene: CNPY4
Product: canopy FGF signaling regulator 4
Source: RefSeq, a predicted model, not a curated record
ACUACGCGUGCGCCCUCCGUGCCAGGCUGGAUUAAAAUUGCCGCCGACUGCCUCAGAAUUUAAAGGGCCCGCUGCCUUCCCGAAGUUGGUUUGAAAGCAAGGGGUGGUUGGUUGUGGACUUCACUUUGUCAUGGGACCCGUGCGGUUGGGCAUGUUGCUUUUCAUUCUGGCUGUGUACGGCGCUCGGGCUGGGACGGCGAAGGAGGAGGACGAUGACAAAGAACGCUUGCCCAGCAAAUGCGAAGUGUGUAAGCUGCUGAGCCUGGAGCUACAGGAAGAGCUAAGUCGCACUGGCCGAUCUCGAGAAGUGCUGGAGCUGGGGCAGGUGCUGGACACAGGCAAGAGGAAGAGACAUGUCCCUUACAGCAUUUCAGAGAUGAGGCUGGAAGAGGCCUUAGAGAAUCUGUGUGAGCGGAUCCUGGAUUACAGUGUUCAUGCUGAGCGCAAGGGCUCACUGAGAUACGCCAAGGGUCAGAGUCAGACCAUGGCAACGCUGAAAGACCUGGUGCAGAAGGGGGUGAAGGUGGAUCUGGGAAUCCCUCUGGAGCUGUGGGACGAGCCCAGCGUGGAGGUCACAUUUCUCAAGAAGCAGUGUGAGACAAUGCUGGAGGAGUUUGAAGAUGUCAUAGGAGACUGGUACUUCCACCAUCAGGAGCAGCCCCUACAGUACUUUCUCUGUGAAGGUCAUGUGCUCCCAGCUGCUGAAACUGCAUGUCUACAGGAAACUUGGAAUGGAAAGGAGAAGAUCACAGAGGAGCAAGAAAAGACAAAAGAGGAGGAGCAAGACCAGGAGAAUGAAGAGGAAGAAGAAGAAGAGGAGGAGGGGGAGGAAGAGAUAAUCAACAUAGCAGGGUACCCCAAGCAUGACCCAGAGGAUCUUUGACCAUUGCCCUUUAGCCCCCAGGAGGGGCAGGAACCAUGGAAAAGAACCUUCUUAAGUCUGAGCUUUCCUCGCCCCACAGCUUUAAGGGUGUGUGUGCACAUGUGUGAGUGACCCCAUCCCAGAGCUUGUAGCUGUUCUCUCCCAUCUGAUCUCAGCCAGGAUCCUGGAUGCGCAGCAUGGCAUGAGUAUAGGGAACAAGGUGGGAGUAGUAGAUGGAAGCCCUGCCCCAACACAUCUGGCCCCUUGUCUGGUGUGAGUGGUGAUAGUAUUGAAGGCCUUCCCUUUUAAACGUCUCAGAGGUCAGCGAUGGCACAAGAGCUAUAGGCUUUGGAAAAGUCACUCUAACUCUGGGGUCUGUUUUUAUACCCUUACAAGAAAGUCAGAAUGGACAUUCUUUACAGUCUAUAUAUACUACCUGCGCCUUGGAGGCUACAUGCCAACCAACUGGGAACAAGAGGACAGUGGAUGGGGAUUUAGGUGAGGAUACUUGCUCUAUUUCAUAUUAAUUUCACCGAGGGUCCACCAUGUAAUUUCACAGGUGCCAAAUUUUCUAUACCGCUAA